GAGAGUAGCGGAGACGGCCACAUCGGCAGGAGGGGCCUGGCCGCUGUCGCCAUGGGGACGCCGCCUGCUCCUCGCCCGCGCUAAUUGCCGCCUCGUCAAGGAGUGUUCGGCCUUCUCGUUACCGCCUCGUUACCUCCUCGUGACCGCCACUGGAGUCUCGCCAGCAGCGGCAACAUUCCCAGGUUGACGGCGCGUGGGGGGACCGCGGCGGCGACAAGAGGAGCGGAGUUUUUGAGAACGUCGAGAGUGACGUGUGUCUUGUUGAAGAACAACCCUCUCAGCACUGCGACCCUGAGCUGACCAGCGCUGCCCGAUGGUGAUGAAGACGGUGAUGAUGAUGGCACCGGUGGCAGCGGCGUGAUGAUAUGAUAGCCGUGUACAGGGAUUGGGGGGGGGAGCAGUGAGAGGGUGGAGCAGUGAGAGGGGGGAGCAGGGCGGGGGGCUCGGCGAUGUUUGCGAAACUGAAGAAGAAGAUUUCGGAGGAGGAGGGAGGAGGGGCCGUGCGGGGCCUCCCUGGACCGGGCCUUGCCGGGCGACUCCCGCGCACACUCAGCCGCGAGUCCCUCGCCUCCACCGGCGCCGACUCCGGGGACGACGCGUCUCUGGAUGGCAGCGCCUCCAGGGAGGAGCUGCUGGUGCUGCUGUCGCGCCGCACUGACCAAAUCCGCAAGCUCGAGGCCAAACUCGGAGAGUGUGCGGAGCAGCUGAGGAACACAGCGCGGCUCAAGGAGAAGCUCGAGGCAGCGCUGGAGCGCCAGCAAGACUCCUCCAUGAGGAAGAUGCAGGAGCUGAAUGAGUCCUACCAGGCCAAGCGCUCCAAGAUGGCGGAGAACGCUACUCUUGCUCUUGAGAAGAACAACAAGGAGUGGACGGAGAAGCUUGCGGCGAUGGAAAAGGAGAGGCGGGAGCUGGCGCUGCGCCUGGCCGAGUUUGAGGAGCGCAGCGCUGACUUCUUCCAGCGGCGUGACGAGCGCGAUGAGCUCACGGAGCUGCAGCAGCAGGAGACCGCCAAGGUCAAGCACAUGCUGCUGCGCAAGGAGGAGGAGAGCCGCUGUCUGGGCGAGGAGGUGGCGAGCACCAGGCAGGAGGUCGCCGCCCUCCAGGCUCGGCUCGAGCGGGCGCAAGAGGAGCUGGCAGCGCUCCGGGCCAACGGCGCCGCACUCAAGAGCGACAACUCGUACCUGCGGCGGGAGCUGGAGGAGGAGCGCCAGCGAGGGGAGCAGCAGGAGAGCGCGCUCUCCCUACAAAACCAGCGGCUCUCCCACGAGCUGGCGCAGGCCCGCCUUGCGCUGCAGGAGCUACAGGAGGAGCACAAGGCCCUGCGAGUGGAGACAGAGUCCCUGGGGCAGCAGGCGCAGCAGGCUGCCAGGGAGACGGAGCAGCGCUGCGCCAUGAUUGGUCGGCUCACGGAGAAGGCGACGUCGCUGGAGAGGAGGAUUGCGGGAGACCUGACAAUGGACCAACACACACAGGAGCUCCUCCUCGAGCGGGCACGGCUGGAGGAGCGCCUGGAGGAGCUCUCCACUCGCCUCUCCGAGUCACAGGCCGUCGCCACGGCAACCGCAUCUGGCUUGGAGCAGCAGGUGAGGGAGUUGCGAGACCGUGCGCGGGAGCUGGAGGCGGCGGCGCAGGCGAAGGAGGAGCAGCGCGUGGGGAAGACGCGAGCUCGCGACGAGGAGCUGCGCCGCCUGCGCGAGGAUCUCACCGCCACCAGGGAGGAGCUGACGCGUGCACAGAGGGUGGCGACGACGCGGGAGAGCGAGCGAGACCAAGCGCGUGCAGAGGGGGAGGCCGAGCGGCGGCGCCUGCAGCAGCAGUGGGCGGCGUCUCGCCAGCAGCUGGGGGAGCGUGUGGCGGCGCUGGACACGCAGCUCGCGGCGCUGGAGACGGCGCGCGACUUCGACCGCACGGCCAGCCAGCACAGCCUGGGGCAGCUGCAGGCGGAGGGCGAGGAGCUGAGGGAGCGAGUGGCUGAGCAGGAGGCCACGGCACGCACCCUGGAGGAGGAGCUCCACAGCACCCAGGCCGAGCUCACAGCUCAGAGGGCAGCACUCGCCCAGUCGAUCUCUGACCUGGAGAUGACACGGAGAUGUGGGGAUACACUACAGAAACAGCUGUGUGAGCUGCAGGAGGCAUUGGCGCUGGCGGAGGGGAGGCUGGCGGAGGCUCGGGAGCGCUGCUCCUCCGCAGAGGCUCGGAGCUACGUGCUCGAGCAAGAGCUGCGCGCCAGCGAGGCGCUGGCGGAGGAGAGGCAGCGUGCCAGCGAAGAGGAGGUGGAGGAAGGGGAGGCAGCGCAGCCAGCGCAGGCAGGGACCGUGGGAACACAUGGGGCACGCAACGGGACCCGGGAGGGGCCGGGGGGCGGCAGCGACGAUGGUGGCGACGAUGGCACCACUGGCGCCGCCGUAAUUACGGCCGCUGCCGUUGCCCGCACCGCUGAGGAGGAGGGGGCCAACUCGGCGCUGAGAAUGGAACUGGCGGAGAAGCACAAGACCAUCAAGCAGUUGCAGCAGCGGCUGGCGGAGCUCAAGAAGACUCUGCAGAGAGAGCUGCGCCUGAGAGUGGAGGGGUCCGAUUCUGGGAAUGCGGCGUCAGGAGCGGUGGAUGGAAGGGAGCGACCGUUUGGGGCCUCCCACUCCUCGAUGGCCCCCCACGAGCCUCCGGAUUGGUUGAGGGGGGGCGGAGGGGCGGUGUUUGGGCCGUACGUGACGGGCGUUGCCGGCGAGCCGCCGCGCGUCAACCUGCAGUACCUGAAGCACGUGGUGCUCAAGUUCGUGUCGGCUCGUGAGGCGGAGGCGUUCCACCUCGUUCGGGCCAUCUCUGUACUGCUGCACCUCUCCUCUGAGGAGGAGCGCCUCUUGAAGGAGACGCUGGAGUACAAGAUGUCGUGGUUUGGAACGCGGCCAGCCCCGCAGGGCGCCGUGCGCCCCUCCAUCACCGGCAGCGGCCUGCCCUGGCAGUGACGGCCUGCGCUCUGCUUUUGCGUGGCUGCCGCGGCCUCCUAAUGCCGGGGAGAGAGAGAGAGCAUUCCUCGCUGUAGUAUUUAAAAAACAAAAUUCCGCUGUGGAGGUUGGCUCGCGGAUGUGGAACCACGGACUCGCGCAGGUCACUUCCUGCCCCCGCCGCAAGGAAUUCUGGGACAUGGGCUGCCCCGCCCCAUUCCCACCCCAGAUCAGGUUGUCGUCGUUGGUUGUAGCGCAUCGCCACGGGGCGCCAAAGCUCCCCUGCAGAGGGCCGCACGGUGGCGCCAGCAGCGCCACGCGUCGCACCCGGCCACGAUGAUGAUGAUGCUGGCUCCCCACGAUUGCGCUUUACUGGCAAACGGUCGUAGCGUCCUCGACACCAACCAACCACUCCACUGCAGCUGUAGCAGCAGCGGCAGCCCAUGGAGCAGAGAGGUGGGGUGUCCGACUCCAUCUGGCCCUGCCAAGUGCGACGUGUGGCCGGGUGUGAUGUGUGGCAGUGUGUGGCAACGUGGCCGGGUGUGACACGUGGCUGGGUGAGAUUGACUGGCUGAGUGGGUGACUCGCCACAUCAAUAACACUGGUGUGUGUGUGGCCUUAAAAGUAAAAAUAUGUAAUAGGCGACAUUUCGGUCAAUGGCCCUUUCUCAUAGCAUGUGAAAGAUGUGUGCGUUAAAAAUAAGUAAUUCUCAUCAGGCCUCAGGGUGUAAACUGCACUGUCCAACGCUUAUCCACUCUUUCUCUUUGGCUUCUCUGUUUAUGUGCCAUGAAGAAAGGCCAUGGCCCGAAACGUCGUUCAUUAUAUAUUUUCUUUUAAUCCCGCAGUGUUAUUGACGAACGCGUUGAGUUUUACUUUUUGGUUACUUGUGCACCACUGCCAAUGCAGCAUCACCAAAUGAUUGGAGUGACUGAGUGAGUGACCGAGUGAGUGACCGAGUGAGUGACUGACCGCUAUGAUUGUCUAGAGAAAAAUCUGUUACUCCAUUCCAUUGUACGCACGUACAUUACGUUGAACUUCUUUUGCACCAUACGUAGCCAACCUUGCUCGUCGGAGGCGCCCACCAAGUUGGCACGGUCGCCCCACGGUCGACUCGUCGCCACUGGCGAUGGCCACCUCCCGCACCAUCCGGCGGAUCGUGGCGAUGGCCGGGAACGUCGAGACAACCGGUGGUGGUGGUGAAGUCAGGGGGUCGGUGGGGAUCAAGAAGUCGCCACGUGACACCCCCGCGUCGACGGAUCGACCCGGCGCGCCCCGCGGGGCCGAGACCAUCAAUCUGCUCGGCGCCGGUUCCGUGCCGCGUGUGAAGGGAUCCCCUGCAGCUGCAGCAGAAGCUGCAGCAGCAGCAGCAGUAGCUGCUGCAGCAGCAGCUGCAGCAGCAGCAGCUGCAGCAGCAGCAGCAGCUGCAGCAGCAGCUGCAGCAGCAGCUGCAGCAGCAGCUGCAGCAGCAGCUGCAGCAGCAGCUGCAGCAGCAGCUGCAGCAGCAGCUGCAGCAGCAGCUGCAGCAGCAGCUGCAGCAGCAGCUGCCACUAGAGGUGCUGUAACGCAAUCGAAUCGGACAUCCGACGAGAUCACCAAUCGGUCCGUGUGGGUGGAAAAAAGUAGGGGUGGCGUUGCCUGUCGUAGGGGCGUGUCUCUGCCCAUCUAUGGGCUUGUUGAGCGUGAAUCGAGGUCAGUCUGGUUAAUCCGACGGCGACGGUAAGAGUAUCAAUUCGUCGAACGUUAAUCGCCGCGUCGAUUCAUUGUCAAGCGUCGUGUGAAACGCCCCCUCAGCUGCGCGAUCGGUGAUUAGUUUGAAAGUCCGUUUUUUCUUUUAUCGCUCAUCACAGCGCCACGGCGUAAGAUGCAAUCAACCGUCGCUCGGUGGCGGAGGGGCGUGCAUCGUCGAAGGUGUCGAGUGAUUUCCACACUGGAAUAUUUUCGGGGUUGCUGCUCGACUGGGCUAGGUGGCACGUGACCCUGCAAGAGUGGUGGCCACAGCUCGUUGCGAGGGGUAUCCUGAAUGUGGUGUGGGGGGGGGGUGUCGGGGAGUGUUGAUUUUGUUAAGAGAAAAUAUAUUCCGUCAACAGUGUUUAUUUGAUGAGAGUCAACGAUGACAAUGAGUGGAUGAAGAUGGUUACUACUGCCCAAUAUCACCAUCAUCACUACUAUAAUAGAGGGUUUUUUUGGGGUUAGAUCGCGUAAGUAUAUAAAUGUGUCGUUAGAACCCGCCACCACCCGACACAGACAACUGGUAAGGGUUGUCUCGGAAAUAGAACGUGGCCAAUUCGUCACAAGUACAGCACUAGUGUAUAGUGUAGUGUAUAGUGUAGUGUACUAGUACAGCACUGACCGGUGUGUUGGAGAGCCAAGCCACAACAUUUACAAUCUGAGUACGACGUUUCGCCAGUAAUUACAACCAGCUUCAUCAGGCGACAGCCAGACUUGUGGAGAAGUCUAACUGCAAGAGUGCAGAAGAGUGGUCACCACAUCUACGCCUCUCUAUAUAAGGAGCGAAACAAGAAGACUUCUCCACAAAUCUGGCUGUCGCCUGAUGAAGCCAGUUGUGGCUUGGCUCUCCAACACACAACCGGUUAGUGCUGUACUAGUGUACUGCACUAUACACUACACUAUACACUACUAUACACUACACUACUAUACACUACACUACUAUACACUACACUAUACACUACACUACUAUACACUACACUAUAUACUACACUAUAUACUAGUGCUGUACUAGUGUACUGCACUAUACACUACACUAUACACUACUAUACACUACACUACUAUACACUACACUAUACACUAGUGCUGUACUAGUAUACUACACCAUACACUACACUACUAUACAUUAUACACUGGUGCUGUACUAGUGACGAAUUGGCACGUUCUGUUUACGUGACAACCCUCACUAGUUGGCUGUGUCGGGUGGUGGUGGGUUCUAACGACCAUUAUGGAUAUUGGUCGCGAAAGCCGACGUGUUAAACUGAUCAUCACUUCUAUCACCACCACCAUCAAUACUACCACUACUAUCACCACCACCAUCACCACCAUCAAUACUACCACUACUAUCACCACCACCAUCAAUACUACCACUACUAUCACCACCAUCAUCACCACCACCACCGCGUGUAGCUACAACCCGAUGGGUCUGAGUGAGACCGGGGCUCACCGAGUGGCCGAGUUGGUAGCACUGUGGGCUGGGGGGUUGUGGUGUUUAGGCGAAGAGCGGCUGCUUGAGAGCCACUGGAGCACCUGCUCGACGAGACGAAUCCCGGCUCCAUCAACGUUGCCACCGGUUACCGUUGCCACCGGUUACCGCUGCCACCGGUUACCGUUGCCACCGGUUACCGUUGCCACCGGUUACCGUUGCCACCGGUUACCGUUGCGCGGCUCGCUGCUGCGAUGUCCGCAGCGUCUCGGCAGGACGACUUUGAGAGGCGGUCGAUGCUCAAAGUCGAGUCCGUCUCUUCACAACGAGUUUCAGAGACGUCUGCGUGCAAGCGACUCGGUUGCGUGCAAUGGAUUGCACGGGUUGCGCUUUGUCAAGCAAUCGCAACGCUUGACUUUGUUCACCCUGCUUGUGGCGCAAAGGGUAAAUCUGGGCCCAAGUGGCAGCGCAUUUGCCGCUUGUUGCAGAGGUUCCGAUCCGGCAGGUCGUCCUGGUCACUCCUGUGGCUUCUGCUUCACGGCGGAUGUGAAAGAUCCCCCGUGACGUCAUUCUACACGAGUCGUGUGCCAGCAGCUGCAACAUCACCCACCUCCCCCCCCCCCGUUACUGUCAAAUCACCGCAGGCCGCGUCUGAAACACAGCGGUGGGUGGUGGCAGAGGUGGGACAAAGUCAUUGUUAUGCAAGUCCAAGUCGAGUCUGAAGUCAUCAAAUUCAUGACUCGAGUCCAAGUCACAUGACUCGAGUCCAAGUCACAUGACUCGAGUCCACACCUCUGGGUGGUGGCACCUUCCUUGGCAAUGGUCGCCUUGGGCAAUCGGAACGACGGCGCCAGUACCGGACGUGCUCCAUUAUUGACCAGGCGACGUCUUCAAUAAGCUCCCAGUUGUUGACCCCAUUAGCUCUGGCGUCGGGUGAAUCGGCACGUGACGAUCGCGGCUCGAGGGGCGUUUUGCACUCCGGCGAAGAAGCUCUUCUCCUCUGCUGCAUCCUCAAGGACAGCAUCACCAUGGUUACACUGCAGUCACCAUGGUUACACUGCAGUCACCAUGGUUACACUGCAGUCACCAUGGUUACACUGCAGUCACCAUGGUUACACUGGUUACUGCCGUCGAGCGAGAGGCGACGACUGCCUCGAGUGCGACAUCGCACUGGGGGUUGAGCGUGUGAGUUGGUGUGUGAGUUUGUGUGUAAGUGAGUUGAUUGUGUGUGCAGGGGCUAGCGCACUGCACUACUCAACUGGCGUUCCGGGCUCGAUUCCUGCUCGCAGACACUUUAGGUGAUUAUCUACACCGGAUCCUGGGCUUCCCCUAAGUCGACUCAGCCUUAAAUGAGAGCCUGGUGGGUGCCGUGUGCAAACAUCAGCAUUGGGGAGACAAAGGUGGCUGGGCAUGGUCCUGGCCACCACCCCCUCAGUGCGCCUUGCCGUCCUUCAUCGGUGGCACUUGCUCCAGUAGCCUGUGUAGGCUAUAUGGGGGACCUUUGUGUUCAUGGGUACAGUUCUGGGGAAAAACAAAAACUACUUGUUGGUUUGCUCUCCCUGUCGGCUCCUGAAACUAACUUAUUCUGAUCACCGCUGUGCUUCUAAGCCCUGGGAAUAAAAGAUCUGCAACCCUCGCACGUGUGUGCUACCA
Molecule: messenger RNA, 7746 nt
Organism: Lethenteron reissneri (Far Eastern brook lamprey)
Lineage: Eukaryota; Metazoa; Chordata; Hyperoartia; Petromyzontiformes; Petromyzontidae
Gene: GOLGA1
Product: golgin A1
Cellular component (GO): Golgi apparatus
Source: RefSeq, a predicted model, not a curated record